Messenger RNA from Haliotis rubra (blacklip abalone), 429 nucleotides. Its product is annotated as ficolin-1-like. NCBI's taxonomy places the organism in Eukaryota, Metazoa, Mollusca, Gastropoda, Lepetellida, Haliotidae. The record is from RefSeq and is a predicted model, not a curated record. The transcript has a single exon. Bases 1 to 429 code for a protein of 142 amino acids.
AUGUGGCUGGGUCUGGAGAAGAUGCAUGCUCUGACCAGCGUCAGACCUUACACGCUGAACAUAUCGUUGAGCAUAUCGUUGAAGAAGUUUGAUAGCACUCCCGGACAAGUAUCUUACAACACCUUCUCCGUCGGUGACGAGGCCUCGGAGUAUCGGCUGUUGGUGUCGGGGUUCACUGGGGAUGGUGUUUUCGGGGACCGCUUCAACCUCGGGGACCCGGCUGAAACCCUGGAUGGGAGUCACUUCUGUGCCAAGGAUCACUGCAACAACUCAGUCAACCCUUGUGCCGAGAGGUAUCGUGAAGCCUGGUGGAGCAGGCUAGAUGUCUGCCAGACGAAUCCUCACCAACGAUAUGACAUUGUAUGGGCUCUUGACGAUGGUACCGCUCACAAAUGUAAAACCAUCUAUAUGUUCAUAGAUCCUGCCUAA